Zymoseptoria tritici IPO323 is the source of this 354-nucleotide messenger RNA. RefSeq lists its product as uncharacterized. The transcript has a single exon. NCBI's taxonomy places the organism in Eukaryota, Fungi, Ascomycota, Dothideomycetes, Mycosphaerellales, Mycosphaerellaceae. Bases 1 to 354 code for a protein of 117 amino acids. The record is from RefSeq and is a predicted model, not a curated record. Gene Ontology annotation, molecular function: racemase and epimerase activity, acting on carbohydrates and derivatives.
AUGCCAGAAACACGCCGCAUCGGACAGAUCAUCCGUCUCAAGCCCGAAUGUUUGCAAGCCUACAAAGACUGCCAUGCUGCGGCUUGGCCAGCUGUCCUCAAGCAAAUCAAAGAUUGCAAUAUCUCCGACUACUCAAUCUACUUCGAUGACCGGAGCUACACGCUAUUUGCAACAAUGAAAUGGACUGGCACCGACUUCGAGGCAGACAUGGAGAGCAUGAAGGCCAACCCCGAAGUGAGACGUUGGUGGGAAAUGACGGACAGUAUGCAGGAAACGCUGGUGGACGGCAGUACUGGAAGCACGGAUUCGAAGGGCUGGUGGAAAGAUCUCGAGGAGGUUUUCAGAUGCGAGUGA